Metarhizium brunneum ARSEF 3297 is the source of this 804-nucleotide messenger RNA. It is a transcript of the gene YGK1, whose product is annotated as 5'-deoxynucleotidase. Gene Ontology annotation, cellular component: cytoplasm. Lineage: Eukaryota; Fungi; Ascomycota; Sordariomycetes; Hypocreales; Clavicipitaceae. Gene Ontology annotation, molecular function: 5'-deoxynucleotidase activity. The record is from RefSeq and is a predicted model, not a curated record.
AUGGGAUCGCAAGCGGAUCGGAAGAAUAGCGGCAAGACGGACAUUUCUAACCUGGGCUUUACGCCAAUGGUCAAGGUCUCUGGAGAAUGGGAAGUGGAAAAGGUGGUCGAUGCAAUUCCCGGUGAUGCUCCCAAGUCGGGAGGCCAGUCUCCCCUUGCCUUUUUCCACAUGAUUGAACGACUCAAGACGACGAAGCGCGAAGGUUGGAGACGAUUUGGCAUCGAGAGAGGCGAGUCUAUCGCAGACCACAUGUACCGCAUGUCCAUCAUCUCCAUGUUCGCUCCCCCGUCACUCGCCAAACGCAUUGACCUCCACAAAUGCAUGAAGAUGUGCCUUAUUCACGACAUGGCUGAACUCCUCGUCGGCGACAUCACCCCCGUAGAUGGCGUCCCCAAGCCUGAAAAGAGCCGGCGGGAGAGUCUGACCAUGCACUACCUCACCAAGAAUUUGCUUGGCAACAAGGACGAUGCUGCGGUCGGCGAGGAUAUCCGGGCCAUUUGGGACGAGUACGAGGAUUCCAAGACGCUCGAGAGCCAAUAUGUCCACGACAUUGACAAGAUGGAGCUGCUGCUGCAAAUGAUGGAAUACGAGAAGCGCGCCGAGGGUGCCCUCGACCUGGGCGAAUUUGCAUACGUAUCGAGCAAGAUGGUGCUGGACGAGACCAAAGCAUGGGCCAAAGAGCUGAUAGAAGAGAGGGAGAAGUUCUGGGGCACCAAGCAGCAUGUUGACGGGGUCAAGGGUGUGGAGGGGGGAGUUACUGAGGAGAAGACCAAGAUGCAGGACGAGUACUACUCGAGGGAUUAA